Messenger RNA from Lactuca sativa (garden lettuce), 1224 nucleotides. Its product is annotated as peroxidase 11. Gene Ontology annotation, biological process: response to oxidative stress; hydrogen peroxide catabolic process. The record is from RefSeq and is a predicted model, not a curated record. NCBI's taxonomy places the organism in Eukaryota, Viridiplantae, Streptophyta, Magnoliopsida, Asterales, Asteraceae. Gene Ontology annotation, molecular function: peroxidase activity; heme binding.
ACGCACAUUAAUUAAGCACCAUGAAAACCAGACCAUCAACAUGCAUGUCCCUUCGAUCCAUUCUCAAUCAUCUUUUACUUAUAACUUUCUGUCAGUUCACCAUAUUACAUGCAACUGAUCCUCCCUUAUCCAUGGAGUACUACAAGACGACAUGCCCAAACGCAGAAGCCAUAAUCAGGAAAGAAAUGGAAUGUGCUGUUUUAACCGAAACCCGAAACGCUGCCUUCAUCUUACGUUUACAUUUUCACGACUGUUUUGUACAGGGAUGUGAUGGGUCAGUGUUGCUAGAAGACACAGUCACGUUUCAAGGAGAGAAGAACGCUCCCACGAAUUUAAAAUCGCUGAAAGGAUUUGACAUCAUAGAUAGGAUCAAAGAAAAGCUUGAAUCCGAGUGUCCUGAGACUGUUUCUUGUGCUGAUGCUCUUGCUAUCGCUGCAAGAGAUGCUACUGUACUGGUUGGUGGACCUUAUUGGGAUGUCCCAGUUGGGAGGAAAGACUCGAAAACAGCUAGCUUUGCUGAGGUUGAAACAAAUAUACCAGGUGCCAACAUUGGGCUGCUAUCGAUCAUCGCUAAGUUCAUAUACCAAGGUCUCUCUGUCACUGAUAUGGUAGCGCUUUCUGGUGUUCACACAAUUGGCAUGGCUAGGUGUACGAGUUAUCGAGCAAGAAUCUAUGGAGACUAUCAAAUAACAUCCCUAAUGAACCCGAUCGCUGAUUCAAACCUCAAGAACUUAAAGUCAACAUGCCCAGAAGUUGGAGGAAGGGACAAUCAUGUGACUGCAUUGGACUACGUUUCACCUAAUCUCUUCGACAACUCAUAUUACCAUUUACUAUUGAGAGGAGAAGGCCUUCUUAACUCGGAUCAAGAACUGUACUCAAGUGUUCUUGGUGUAGAGACAAGGAAACUUGUGAUGAAAUACGCGUUAGAUCCAAUUGCAUUUUUUGAACAAUUUUCAGAGUCAAUGGUGAAGAUGGGAAACAUUACAAAUCCCAGAACUUAUGUGGAUGGAGAGGUCAGAAAGAAUUGUAGGUUCACCAAUGAAUAAAACUGGUUGUGUCUUCUUGUAUCUUGUGAUUUGUAUUAAUAAUAAUUUGUACCAAGUGAAGAGUGUGAAUGAUAAAAGAAGAGUAUGAGCUAAACCCAUAAAUGCGAAGCUCUUUUCUUCGUAUAUAUUUUACAUCCACCCAAAAAUGUUUAUGUAGAUUAGAUUUAUUUGUCUUGAA